Molecule: messenger RNA, 4988 nt
Organism: Drosophila nasuta
Lineage: Eukaryota; Metazoa; Arthropoda; Insecta; Diptera; Drosophilidae
Gene: lap
Product: phosphatidylinositol-binding clathrin assembly protein lap
Exons: 16
Coding region: 403-2817 (804 amino acids)
Biological process (GO): clathrin coat assembly; synaptic vesicle budding from presynaptic endocytic zone membrane; clathrin-dependent endocytosis
Cellular component (GO): synaptic vesicle; extrinsic component of presynaptic endocytic zone membrane; clathrin-coated pit
Molecular function (GO): clathrin heavy chain binding; SNARE binding; phosphatidylinositol-4,5-bisphosphate binding
Source: RefSeq, a predicted model, not a curated record
ACUAUUAUUCUUAUCGGCUGCAAAAGUGCUGGUCGCCAUUAUCGAUUUGUGGCAAAAAAAUAGAGAAUUAAAAGAUCGCGUUACAAGCAAACGUUACGCACCGGCUAAAGAGUGCAUUAAACGCGACGUUAAUUCUAAUAGUGUGGAGCUGAUGAAACAAAUCAAUUGUUUGUGCACCACCAACUAGUCGGGUUUUCUUUUCGCAGCAAACACCAAUUGCCACAACAACUAAUCAAUAUCAAUACGUCGCCUGUGUGUCUGUGUUUGUGCUUGUGUGCGUAUCAGUGUUCGUGUGUGUGUGAGUGUGUUUUUUGGUCCAUUCUUUGGUGCACAUAAUCAAAUUAGUUUGGAAAUAUAAAGAGUGUGUGAUUAAAGAACAGUAAAAAUAAGAACAGCUUCAUCAUGACUAUGGCUGGGCAAACAAUCAACGACAGGCUGCUGGCUGCUCGUCACAGCCUUGCUGGCCAAGGACUGGCAAAGUCUGUGUGCAAGGCCACAACGGAGGAAUGCAUUGGGCCGAAGAAGAAGCAUUUGGAUUAUUUGGUGCAUUGCACAAACGAACCGAAUGUCUCGAUACCGCAUUUGGCCAAUUUACUUAUCGAGCGUUCACAGAACGCCAAUUGGGUGGUCGUCUAUAAAUCGCUGAUAACAACACAUCACUUGAUGGCAUAUGGCAAUGAGCGUUUCAUGCAAUAUCUCGCAUCGAGCAAUUCGACAUUCAAUCUCAGCUCCUUUCUGGAUAAAGGAACUGUUCAAGAUGGUGGCAUGGGCGUUCCAGGUGGCAGAAUGGGUUAUGAUAUGUCGCCUUUUAUACGACGCUAUGCCAAGUAUUUGAAUGAGAAGUCGCUCUCCUAUCGCGCCAUGGCUUUCGACUUCUGCAAAGUGAAGCGCGGGAAAGAGGAGGGAUCGUUGCGUAACAUGAACGCGGACAAACUCUUAAAGACGUUGCCAGUUUUGCAGGCACAAUUGGAUGGGUUACUGGAGUUUGAUUGUCAGUCCAAUGAUUUGACCAAUGGUGUCAUCAAUAUGAGUUUUAUGUUGCUGUUCCGUGAUUUGAUUCGUUUGUUUGCCUGCUAUAAUGAUGGUAUUAUCAAUUUACUGGAGAAAUACUUUGAUAUGAAUAAGAAGCAGGCUCGCGAUGCUUUGGACUUGUACAAGAAGUUCUUGGUUCGCAUGGAUCGCGUUGGCGAAUUCCUUAAAGUGGCCGAGAAUGUGGGCAUUGAUAAGGGAGAUAUUCCCGACUUGACAAAGGCACCCAGCUCUUUGCUGGAUGCCUUGGAGCAGCACUUGGCUACGUUGGAGGGACGCAAGGUGUCGGCUGCCAAUACGCCCACACAAUCGUCAAGCUAUCAACGCACGAAUGUAAAAUCCGCUGUUUCUGCGCUCUCUUCAACUAGCUCGGCAUUUGGCACUGCAGCUGCAUCGAGUAAAUUUGAUACCACCAAUGGCAUUGAUGAGCAGCUGAAAGCUCAGGUGCUGGCCGAAGAGGAGGCCGCCAUGAAUCAGUACAAAUCCAAGGUGUCGUCACCCACCAGUAGCGGUGCUGCUGGCGCUGCACUAACAAAUCCAUUCCUAUCGUCACCGCCAGCCGCCCAGGCUGGUCAGCCGAUAGUUGAUCUGUUUGGUGCUGCGUCGGCACAGCCCGCUGCUGCUGCAGCAUCGGCGCCACAGGCGUCGGCCACAAAGGCAUCCGAUGAUUUGCUGCAGUUGGGUAAUCCCUUCGCCGACAUGUUUGAGGCCAGUGGUGGCAAUAGCGGUGGCAAUGCUGCCGCUGCCGCAGGAGCAACAGGUGCUGCAUUAAAUGCCAAUAAUUUGUGGAUGCAUAAUAACGGUUUCAAUGGCGCUUCAGUUUCCUCCGCUGCUGCUACAAAUGCAUUCGUUUCCGAUAGUAAUUUCACGUCUGUUUUUGGUAAUACGGAACCAGCAGCGUCCACGUCGUCGUCGUCCUUACCAAAUCCCUUUUUCGAUGAUAUGCAACCCCAAGGUGUUGCCUUUGGUAAUUUUGUGGACCAACCGGAUCAUCAUCAACCGCAGGCAUCGAUGUUUUAUAUGCAACAACAUCAACAACAAUAUUAUCAAGAUAAUUCGGCGUUAUUAUCUGCUUCCACCAUGGCACAAUUUCCCACAGGCUUUGAUGCUUUGGGUGAUGUUCUCAAACCGGCCACAGCAAAUAGCAACAGCAAUCAAAUGAACGUUGUCGCCACAGGUGCCGUCUUCCAGGGAUACAAUAGCAGCAGUCCAGGGCUGACACUGCAACAGCAAAACUCACUACAACAUUCACAACAACCACAUCUGCAACAGCAACAACAGCAUCUACUGCAGCAGCAACCACAGCAGCCAGCUAGCACUGGGAAGAUAAUAACCGGCGAUCUGGAUAGUUCACUAAUGUCACUAGUUGAUAAUUUAAAUAUUAAUAAAACGGCAAGUGCAAAACCCGUGCAAUGGAAUUCACCUAAAAAUACAGCGAAACCAGGUGCUAAUUGGACACCACAACCAAUGGCGGCUACAACUGGUGCUGGCUAUCGUCCAAUGGCACAUGGCAUGACAGUAAGUCCUGCGCCAAUCACAAUCAAUCAUCCGUAUAUACAUGCUAGUUAUCCUGUAAUGCCAAAUUAUAUGCAGGGCAUGCCGGUGAUGGGGCAGCAGCAACCGAAUAUGAUGGCACAGGCAGCCCCUUUGACUGGGGGGCAACAGACGAUGAUGGGGGCGCCGCAAACUAAUGCGGCCACAUCAGCGACGGGCAUCAUGCAACCCACGCAAGCAACGCUGAAUGGAGGAAAUAAAAACGUUCCGCUGGAUCCAUUUGGAGCGUUAUAAGGCGCCAUCAGUACACUGCACUCACAAAGCAAACACACAUUAAGCGCUAUAACCUCAUAGGCAGGCAACAUUAUAACAUAAUAUACAAACACACACACACACACACACGUAAAUAUAUAUACAGAAAUAUAAAAUAAAAUAAUAUACAAUUAUUUGCAGAUAUUAAAAUUCAUGAAGAGAAAAUUAAGAAAUUAUUAAUGUUUACACUAUGCUACAUACGAAAUGAAAUGCAAUGAGAUGUCAAAAACAAAUUCUAUUAUAUGUUGAGCAUUAUGCAUACACAAAGAAUUGAAUGCGAAAUACAUAAAUAUAUACAUAUAUAUAUAUAUUUAUAAUAUUAUUAUUAUUAUAUAACGAGAACAAAAAAAAACAAAUGAGUUUGACUAUUGAUAUGUAUACAAAAUAUUUAUAUAUAUAAUUAUGCAAAAGAUAACAACAUCGCGAAAAAAUCAAUUUUCAGAGAAAAGCUAAUGUGAAACAAAAGCAGAAAAAGAAUACUAUAACUUGUGUGAAAAAUGCGUACAUAUACUCUCAUAUGUAUGUACAUCUAUAUAGUAAAUUUAAGAAAAAACCUGUAGUUGUGUCCCACGCCAAUCACUAAACAUAAACACCUAAAGCUAUACCCGUUAAAUAGACUCUGUUAAAUCUGAUAUAAAUGUACCCCGUCGAAUAUAUUGUCACAGCAUGAAUAUAGACGCCAUACACCUAUAAACUAUGAUUAACGAUUAAUGAACAAGAAACUCUAUAUAUGUUUAUUAUGCUUAAGUGAGAGCCACUUUGCAAUAUUUUGAUCCGUCUAUAAAAAAAUGAUGCUCGUUUCCUAGUUAUUGUUAUAUCUGUUGCCGAAUCUUUUAUUUUAAUAUUUAUUUCGGGCUUAAGAGCGGCAUUAUCGUAUAAUUGUGUUUAUUGUUGCAAUUCAUUGUUGAUUUAAACAAAAAUGAGAUGAUCGUAUUUGUAAAGCAUUCCAAACUAGUUUCAAUUUGGUCCCAAAUUUAAUUUGUGUAAUUAAUUUUGUAAAAUUUUAAGUAAAUCUGAAAAAAGAGAUGCAUUCGUGCUGUAACUAUUAUUGUACAUUUGAAAAGCAACUUUAUAUUUAUGUAUGUAUGAGUAUGAUUAUAUGUAUAUUUUAAGGCGUACAUUUUAUUAGCCAUUCAUUUAAUUGCUUGCGGCGUUUAUUUAGUACAGAUUAUCAAAUCAAUCUAUAUAUUUAUAUAUACAAAUAGUUCAUUUAUAAAUUGUGUAAAUAACAUAAGGGGCGGCAAUAUGCUGAACUAUGUUUAAAUAAAAGUCGCAUAUUAUACACGAUAUGCCUAUCAAUCAUUAUUUUUAUUGCAGGAGUCUGGAUGGAUUACUACACUUAUUUGCCUUUGAUUUUCAUUAUUUUUUGACAUUGAGUUAAAUCAUUUUACAAAGAAAUGUACCUACAAAAUUUCCCUUGAUCCGGUUUUUAUUUGGAUAACACCAAAAAAUAUGCAGCACUUUAAUAACUAAAACAAUAUAAAACGGAGUGCCGUAGAGUAGGCAAUACACACGUAAUGCAAUAAUAGUGGCAACAAUCAUGUAUGGAAUUUUCAUAAAACGUAUAGCUAAAAGAAUCCCAACAAAUCAAUGUAAAUUUAGCAAAAUUAUACAAUUCUAAAAUGAUGAUAACUAUUAAAAUGUUUUAUGACAAUAUUUCUACGCUGCUGUUUGAGCUAACCUUACUUUACUAUGUAUCUAGUUCUAACGACGACAACAGCAAGUACUAUAUAUUACUCCCAUUGACCCUAACAAGUCACAAUUGAAGCGACCACUUGUUGAUGUUUUAUGAAACAAAAGAAAAUUAAAAUAGCUUGCAAAUCAUAAAAUAAAAUUAAUAUUAAAUAUUUACAAAAAAUCACACAGUCAUAAAUACCAGCGAAAGAGGAAUCGGCACACUCAAUUCGAUUUCGCUAAUAUACCUUGGUUCUCGGAGAGUAAAGCGCAAUCCCUACAGUUAUUUUUCUCAUGGAUUUCUUCUCAGAAAAGAAAGUGCAAUCUACACACAUACAUAUGUACUCCUAACUUGUAGAUAAGAUAACGGAGGUCAUAACUACUUUUAAUUAAAUUGUUAAUGCUUUAAUACAAAUUUAAAAAAAAAAACCGGCAAAAUUGAAAAAAGUAUGUUACAACAAUAGCUUUCACGUCAAUCU